AUUAUAAUGUUUCCGAGUGGCAACAUCAACGUUGUUUGGAGUAUGAUAAAUAGGAAUUACUGCUACUAGUAUUGCUUACAUAUUACAUUUACCUUUAAAACUAGUAUUUCAAUGUGUAUUGUUAGCAUUGUCCUGUGACGACUAUUGACGAAGUCCUGGAAAAAUUGUAUCAGACAUGGCUAGCAGCAGCAGCAGCAGUGUGGACAUGGACCCUGAUGUUGCUCGGAGGCUGUUUGAGGAGGGAGCUACCCUGGUGUUGCUCGGCGUUCCUCAGGGUACGGAGAUUGGCAUUGACUGCAAGAGUUGGCAGGUUGGUCCCCGCUUCCGGGGAGUUAAGAUGAUCCCUCCAGGGCUGCACUUCCUCAACUAUUGCUCUGUCAAUCGCCCGAACUGUGGAGGAGAAGUUGGUCCAAAGACAGGCGUGUUCCUCUCUCUCAAAGCUAGAGACGUCCUGCUGGCUAACUGGGACCCAAAAGAAGAGGAUCUGGACUUCUCUGCCUCCCAGAACGAGGAGGAACUGAGCCGAAUCAGAGCAAAUCUCCAAGAUCUAGACCCAUACCUUGGACCCUAUCCUUAUGAGGUCAUGAGGAAGUGGGUGUCCCUCACAGACCGUCUGAGUGAUGAAGUGGCCAUCAGCUUGCAGCCCCUCUCAGGUCGAGUGUGUGCCUACAGCGAUGUUGUUCCUGAGACUCAAUAUAGACACACCAAGGACCGUGCUGACCAGCCAAGGAAUGACACAGCCUGCCAGACCAUGAGGGAGGGUCUCGACAGGCUCCCCAAGAUGAAGGAGAGGGAGGGGACUCAGCUGCGCUUCUCUGUCAUCCCAGAGAAGACUUACCCUCCUGGGGCCACGCCAGCCCAGAUCACCCAGUGCAGCAUGGACCUCACUUAUGCCCUGGAGACUGUGCUUGAGAAGAACCACCAGCAGAAGCCUCUGAACCUGCUCGGUGAGCUACAAUUUGCCUUUGUGUGCUUCCUUAUUGGAAAUGUGUAUGAGGGCUUUGAGCACUGGAAGCGUCUUCUGACCUUGCUGUGUCGAUCGGAGGUGGCCAUGCAGAAGCACAAGGAGCUCUACCUGGGGCUCAUUGCUGUGCUCUACCACCAGCUGGGAGAAAUCCCCCCAGACUUCUUUGUUGACAUCGUGUCUCAGAACAACUUCCUUACCACCACACUGCAGGACUUUUUCCAGUUCGCCAGCGGGCCUGGAGUUGAUGCCGCGCUCCGCAAGAGAGCGGAGAAAUUCAAAGCCCAUCUGACCAAGAAGUUUUCCUGGGAUUUCGAUGUGGACUUGGAUGACUGUGCGCCUGUAGUGGUGGAGCUCCCUGAGGGUGUUACUGUGGACUGACUUCACACUUAUUGAUAAGGAUCAGGACUGAUAAAGAUCACCCAAUUUGGCAUUAAACACUAGAUGUUGGCCCUCACUAAGAUGGUACAGCACAUGUCUAAGUAGCACUCUCUGAGUAAACCUGUGAUCAACAGUGUCUUGUUCUGUUGCUUAGCUGUACACAUCAACUAUGCCCCCUGGUGGUGGGUUGUAGUAAACCUGUUAGCCAAGUUUUUAGGCUGGUAAUGGUUUUAAUUUUAUUUUGAACAUGCAUAGAGAGGUUACAUUGGAAUACCUCACAUAUUACAAUUAACAAUCCCACAUGUCCAAAAAGGAGUAGGACGAAGCAAAUCUUAUUUAAUCCUACCCUUUUUUCCGUUUCACAUCAAUUGCCAAUACAUUUACAACGUGUACUGUUUACCAAUUUUAAAAUAAAAAGACAAUUGAAAUAACAUAACAAAAUAAGGCAAUAUAACAGUGUGUUACAAUAGGAGUUAAGAGUUGCAAUGUAUUGAUAAAUUAUGUAACAUUUAUAAUAAAUAAUGAGAAAUGUAUAAUAAUUAGUACUGAAAAGUUAAUAGUUGACAGAAACAUAGUUGGGUUGCACUGCACACAGUGCAUUGUCUUUAACUCUACCAAGGAGGAUGUUUUCAUUAAAAUGGUAUUCUAAAUCUUUUAGAAUGUAAUAAACUAGCGCUGUUACAGUGAAUUAAUUUGACAAAAUUAGCUGACUAAAUGUGCUACAGUAAGCAAAGACGUCGGCAUUGGUGAUGUCUUUGUCUUUAAAAACUGGUGUCCUGUACUUCAUCAUGUCAUUUGAAGAACCUGCAACGUGUCAUUACGGCAUCGGCCACCAGAUGGCGGUCAUACGCUUUAAAGAUUAGGCGUUGGGUUCUGGAGUACUUAACUUUAUUUGUGGAGAACCUUUCAAAGCAAAAAUAGCCAUACAAGAUGUGAUACACCAGGGUAACUGGACAACUCAAAAUAGGACACAACACAAGCAGCAAUACAAUACAACAAGAUCCAAAAAAUGUUUCAGUGAAUAAAAUCAUUAUAUGGUGGGUCAAAGGCCAAACAGGAAAAACGCGUUUUAAGACGGAAUAUAUGUUAUGGCGAUCAUUCUCAUUUGAAUGGAAUGAGACUGUUUUGUCAAUGCUGUGCAGCCUGAUUUGGCUUUUAGGUUUUGAUGGUCCUUCAGUGCCUGGAUACAUGUAAUUUUGUUUAGGCAUAUCACUGCAUCUGUCCAUUCAAUAGUCGUGUCAUCCGCACUCCCCACAAGAUUUUUGGUUGGUUCUACUGUAUUUAUUUGCUUCAAUCCCAUUAACUUUUCCCUUUAUUUUAUGUGAAAGUACACCCAUAAUGUAAUUAUCUGAAUGGAAAUAAUCAAUGUUGAUGGACAAAUUGCAUCCACUAGGACACAUAAUAAUGGAUAUUGGGUUAUAAUACUAGCCUCUUGCAGAUCAGUUUAAUAAUUGUGGUCCAGUAUCCGACCACAGAUUCCUCGUGUGAGUUAUUUUCCAGGAUGCAACUAUGGAGCAAGUGGUUUGGAUAACAUGGUAGAACACAUAGUAAACAUUAGUGCACUUUUUUUCCUGUCUGAGGUUGAAAUCGGAUGAAUACGGUCUCCAGAAUGACCCCACCGGGACGCAUUUGGUGUUCCAGCCCCUUCUUUAGUGAUGGAAUUACAGUACAGUAUACAGCAAGAUGACUCAAUUGUGCCACGUACUGUAUAACCCUCUACUGAAGGACCCUGCUAUACUGUACAUGUAUUUCGGCUUUUGUUUUGUUUGUGGCGUUCACCUGACUGGGAACUGUUCUAUUUGUCCGCCAUGAUGGAACUUUCCAUUUGAUGUCAGCUGGCCACAAGGUGCACACAGGGACGGACUUACCAUUAGGCAAAGACAUGCAAUUGCGCAGGGCCCUGAGAUUUCCUGGGGCCCCCAAACAUCUCCUAAAAACGGAUGAUUGAUUUUUUUCCCCAUUUUGAUUUAAAGUACAUAUUACUGUUUUAGUCUUAUUUCACGUGCUUAAAACUACAUAAAAAUGCGUAAUCUAUCUUGAUUGUUUGGACCCCUCACUUAUCCUGCAAUGGACUAUUCCAUGUUACUGAACAUUGAUUACCGAAGACGGGAAAAAAAAGUUUUUAUCAAAACUACCGAAGGUGACAACCUUUUUCACAGUCAAAACAAACGUAGACACACGAGGUCAGUGUCA
Messenger RNA from Dunckerocampus dactyliophorus (ringed pipefish), 3538 nucleotides. RefSeq names its product AAR2 splicing factor (gene aar2). The transcript is spliced from 4 exons. NCBI's taxonomy places the organism in Eukaryota, Metazoa, Chordata, Actinopteri, Syngnathiformes, Syngnathidae. The record is from RefSeq and is a predicted model, not a curated record. Gene Ontology annotation, biological process: spliceosomal tri-snRNP complex assembly. The coding region runs from base 176 to 1345 and encodes 389 amino acids.